Messenger RNA from Loa loa (African eye worm), 331 nucleotides. RefSeq lists its product as hypothetical. Lineage: Eukaryota; Metazoa; Nematoda; Chromadorea; Rhabditida; Onchocercidae. The transcript has a single exon. The annotation marks the transcript as partial. The record is from RefSeq and is a predicted model, not a curated record.
AUGGAUCGGUCUUAUCAUAUCAUCCUGUCAUUUCUGAUAUUACCCUUAAUCUGUCAGGAAAGAAACACGACAAAUGUGGUUGAUAUAAGAGAUGAAAAUCAUAAGGCCACAAAAUUCGUAGCAAUAAUACUUUUUACUGUUUUUGUAUUCUACGGUAUUAUUAGUAACACAUUGAUGGUAACUGUAUUAUUGCAUAGAGGAGAGAACAGUCAAUACAAUCAUGAAUUUAUCUUCAUCGCAUUACAACUGAUUAUUUCUCAUUUCAUAGCUUUUCUUCCACAAAUGGCUGUUGUAUUACCUGAAUUAUUGCAAACUAAAAACAAUUCGUAUG